AUGGCUUCUACUACGGACCCCCUUAUGCAAGAGGUUGAGCAGGCGUGCCAGGACAUUGCCGGUUCUUCGACAUCGAAAGAAUUGCGGGCGAGUUUGUCAAACAUCAAGAUUGUUAAGGUUGUCCCGGUAGAGGUGGAGUCGACGGGAAAGAAGGCAUUGAUUGUGGUGGUGCCCUACACUCAGUACAAGAACCAGAUUAAGCCGAACCAGGGUCGAUGCAUCACGGAGUUGGAGAAGAAAACCAAGCGUCAUGUUUGUAUCGUUGCUCUCCGAACCAUGCUGAAACCCAAGUCUCUACAAGUUGGCAUGGCUCACCGCCCUUACUCUCGCUCUCUUACCGCCGUCCAGACAGCACUACUCGACGACAUCUCCGGCCCAGCUGAAAUCUGCGGCAAGAGAACUCGUAUUGGCGUCGACGGAAAACAGUGCCUCAAAAUCUACCUCGACCCCAAGGACAAAGCUAAGGACAACAUCGAAGAAAAACUAGCCACCUAUGGUGCCGUCUAUCAGGCCAUCACCCACAAACCCUGCGUUUUUGAGUUUGCCGAUUACACGCUCUAA
This is a messenger RNA of Gregarina niphandrodes, 561 nucleotides long. Its product is annotated as putative 40S ribosomal protein S7. The coding region runs from base 1 to 561 and encodes 186 amino acids. Gene Ontology annotation, molecular function: structural constituent of ribosome. Gene Ontology annotation, biological process: ribosomal small subunit biogenesis; translation; rRNA processing. Gene Ontology annotation, cellular component: cytosolic small ribosomal subunit; 90S preribosome; small-subunit processome. The record is from RefSeq and is a predicted model, not a curated record. Lineage: Eukaryota; Apicomplexa; Conoidasida; Eugregarinorida; Gregarinidae. The transcript has a single exon.